CACGUCACCGCGUCUGGCGGCUCUGACGUGCGUGAGGCGCGCGCGUGCGUUGCUCCGGCGACAGCGGCCUGUGAGCAGGAUAAUCUGCCUUCAGUAUGAAUGACAGCGAUGAUGAUGACACCCAGCUGUCAGACUCUGCUUUGACUGCCCUGCAAGCGUUCUAUAUGCAGCAGCAACAUAAAGAAUUUGCACAAUUUGACAGGUACUCUGUUGGCUCCAUUGAAGAGAACUGGCAAUUAAGCCAGUUUUGGUACAGUGAUGAAACUGCAACACAACUAGCCCAGGAGGCCAUUAGAGCUGUUGGACGUGGUGGCAGAAUAGCUUGCAUCAGUGCCCCAAGUAUUUAUCAGAAACUGAAAGCACUUGGGAAUGAAGAAUUCUCUGUCGUUCUGCUGGAGUAUGACACUCGUUUUUCUGUGUACGGAGAGGAGUUUGUGUUCUAUAACUACAGCGAUCCUUUGAAGCUGCCUGAAAACCUCAAGCCUCACAGCUGUGACAUUGUUGUCGUGUCCCCACCGUACCUCUCGGAAGACUGUCUCAGCAAAACAGCACUUACAGUCAAAUAUCUCACAAAAGAGAAAAUUCUUCUUUGUACUGGUGCAAUCAUGGAGGAUUUAGCAGCAAAGUUACUUGAUGUGAAAAUGGGUAAAUUUCUACCAAAACACAACAGGAAAUUAGCAAAUGAAUAUCGUUGUUACACCAACUAUGCAACAAGAUUAGAUUCAGACUCCAUCUCUUAAUCUGUUUUAAAGAAUUUUUGUUUUCAAUAAAAAAAGGAUAUACAUGUG
Messenger RNA from Callorhinchus milii (elephant shark), 788 nucleotides. It is a transcript of the gene eef1akmt1, whose product is annotated as EEF1A lysine methyltransferase 1. The record is from RefSeq and is a predicted model, not a curated record. The transcript has 5 exons. Lineage: Eukaryota; Metazoa; Chordata; Chondrichthyes; Chimaeriformes; Callorhinchidae. Gene Ontology annotation, molecular function: protein-lysine N-methyltransferase activity. The coding region runs from base 96 to 740 and encodes 214 amino acids.